AUGGGUGGCUCUGUGGGGACCGAUGUCAAUGGAAGCGAUGUGCUCUCUGCUCUGAAGUUGGCACAGCAGGCUCCCGCCAUUCUCGGCCACGGCACUGCGCCGAGCACCAACAUCCCGGCUAAAGUCUCGCGGGAUACAGUGGAGGAAUACAGCCGGCUUGAACAAUUGUUUCUGGCUUGUCUACAGACUGGUGAUGACAAAUCUGCGCAAGAAUGUCUCGAUCGACUCAGUCAGCGAUUCGGGCCCGCCAAUGAAAGAGUAAUGGGUCUUCGCGGCUUGUAUCAAGAAGCGACUGCCAAAGACACGGCCGCUCUGGACAAGUGUCUGGCCGAAUACGAGAAGAUUCUCUCAGAAACACCCGUCAAUGUGCCAGUAAUGAAACGCCGAAUCGCUCUUCUUCGGUCCUUACAGCGGCCCACAGAUGCCAUUGCUGCUCUCAUCCAGCUUCUCGAUGCUGUACCUACUGACGCCGAGGCUUGGGUAGAGCUGGCCGACCUAUACCAGUCGCAGGGCCUGGGCGCACAGGCGAUCUUCAGUAUGGAGGAAGCUUUGCUGAUUGCUCCCAACUCCUGGAACAUUCAUGCGCGACUGGGUGAAUUGCUCUAUGUCUGCUCCUCAUCUUCCGAAGGCGAUGCAGGUCGACUUGCUGGCAAGUCUGUUCAACACUUCUGUCGUAGCAUCGAGCUUUGUGACGAUUAUCUGCGAGGAUAUUACGGAUUGGCAAUGGCUACUUCCCACGUGCUCGAAAACAAGUACGCGCCCGAGAGCUCGGCUGAUCCGGCCGUGCCUUCGCGGCGUACUAUUGAACAGCUCAAGGAUCUUGCGCUGCGUCGGUUGGAACAUCUUGUGCAAUCCCGCUCGGUGGACGAUCAGAAUUGGGUGUCAAGUCGGGGAGAAUUGAUUGCAGCCAAGGAGCUUCUCAACCGCUACUCGGCGGUUAAAUAG
Penicillium diatomitis is the source of this 945-nucleotide messenger RNA. RefSeq lists its product as uncharacterized. Gene Ontology annotation, molecular function: protein binding. The record is from RefSeq and is a predicted model, not a curated record. Gene Ontology annotation, biological process: protein folding in endoplasmic reticulum. NCBI's taxonomy places the organism in Eukaryota, Fungi, Ascomycota, Eurotiomycetes, Eurotiales, Aspergillaceae. The transcript is spliced from 4 exons. Gene Ontology annotation, cellular component: EMC complex. The coding region runs from base 1 to 945 and encodes 314 amino acids.